Molecule: messenger RNA, 2030 nt
Organism: Amyelois transitella
Lineage: Eukaryota; Metazoa; Arthropoda; Insecta; Lepidoptera; Pyralidae
Product: ATPase WRNIP1
Exons: 8
Coding region: 175-1752 (525 amino acids)
Biological process (GO): regulation of DNA repair; DNA-templated DNA replication
Cellular component (GO): nucleus
Molecular function (GO): DNA binding; ATP hydrolysis activity; ATP binding
Source: RefSeq, a predicted model, not a curated record
UAAUUGGACCGUAGGUACAAACGAUUUGAAAUCAAUCAAAACCCAAAAGUUGGGUAGUAGUAGAUAAUACAAAAGGCAAAUUAAUGCAAUGUGAUUUGUUUUGCUUUCCUUUUCAAACUUUGUUUUUGACCGUACAUUAACUUUGACCAUAUAUUGCAAGUGGCUAUCUUAAUUAUGGAAAAGCAUUCUGAUAUUGAAAAAAGAGAGACUGUUGUUAUUUGCCCAAUUUGUAAUAAACACUUUCAACAGAAUAUUAUUGAGGAACAUGUCAAUAAAUGUUUAUUUCUUAACACAGAAGAUAUAAACAAUACACCCAGUUCUAAAAGAAAUGGAUCACACUUGAAAAAUUUGACACCAAAGGACAAAAAAAUUAAAUUAGAAUCAACUCCCAGUCCAACUUUUCCCAAUAAUAAUCAGGUGCCACAAUUGAAUAAAUUCAGAGAUUCCAAAACUUCUAAAGAUAAACAUCUUCCUUUAGCUGAACAAUUGAGGCCCCUAUGUUUGGAUGACAUUGUUGGCCAACAUGAUGCAUUUGGUUCUGGCUCCAUGCUAAGGUCUAUGCUAGAGCAAAAAAAAGUGCCAAACAUGAUAUUGUGGGGUCCACCGGGAUGUGGAAAGACAUCUUUGGCUAAUGUUGUGGCAAAUAUAUGUAAAGAACAAAACAACAUGAGAUUUGUGAAACUGUCUGCUACAAUGGCUGGCAUAAAUGAUGUGAAAGAAAUAGUAAAGGUGGCUAAAAAUGAAUGUCAAUUCAAAAGGCAAACAGUGUUGUUCAUGGAUGAGAUUCACAGGUUCAACAAGCUUCAACAAGAUACAUUUCUGCCACAUGUUGAGAACGGAACUAUAACCUUGAUAGGUGCCACUACUGAGAAUCCUUCAUUCAGCCUAAAUAAUGCCUUGCUCAGUCGCUGCAGAGUGGUUGUUAUGCAGAAGCUUAGUGUAGAAGAUGUAUUGGUUAUCUUAAAACGUGCAAUAAAUUCCCAUGGACAAGUUCAAGUAGUUUCUGACAGCAAAGAAUUAAAUGAUACUGGCACACCUAGAUUCAUAGUAGAAAAAGAAUCACUAAAAUGGUUGGCAGAGGUGAGCGACGGCGACGCCCGCAUUGCUUUGGGUGCUCUUGAAUUAGCUCUGACGGCCAGGGAUCCGGGAGAUGAAUUGCAUGUCACUGGCCCAGUCAUACUGACACUUGACGAUAUCAAGAAUGGAAUUAAGCGGUCGCAUAUGCUGUACGACAAACAGGGAGAGGAGCAUUACAACACGAUAUCAGCCAUCCACAAGUCCAUUCGAGCGAGUGACGAUAACGCAGCCCUGUACUGGACUACGCGGGCAUUACACGGAGGCGAAGACCCUUUGUAUAUUGCGCGCAGACUCGUAAGGGCAGCAUGUGAAGACGUAGGAAUUGCAGACCCUAAUGCUCUGGUAGAAGCCGUGGCAUGCCUCCAAGGUUGUCAGCAUAUAGGCAAGCCCGAGAGCGACAUAUUGCUGGUACAGUGCGCAGUGAGGCUAGCCAGGGCGCCUAAGAGUCGGGAAGUGUACAAUGCCAUGAAACGGUGUCAACAAUCUUUGAUGGAAGCGAAGGGUCCUUUGCCACCUAUACCUCUUCAUUUGCGUAAUGCUUCUUCGAAGCUAAUGGGACAAAUAGGUUAUGGAAAAGGCUACAAUAUUCUACACAAAGACGAGUCUGGACUCGAAUAUAUGCCUGAAGGGUUGGAACAUGUAGACUUUUUUAAUUCUAACACCAGCAUAGGGUAACCUUGAUCUCCGGGGACAUGAUAUAACCAUUUAUUUUUUGUUAUGCACAAAAUAGUAUGACUAUAAGGAAACACCCUGUACAAGAUGUCUGGUAAAUCGUGUUACAUAAUGAAAGAUAAAUAAAAUAUGGGGUGAAAUAUAAAAGCAAGUGUGCAAUUUUGAUAUUAUUAUUUUUUUGAUUAUUUUUAUCUUUAAACUAGUGACGCGAUUUAUCAGACACCCUGUAUAAUACAAUGUGAUAAAAGUUGGAAACUGUAAAAUAAAGUCCAGAAGUCCUA